Molecule: messenger RNA, 501 nt
Organism: Balaenoptera acutorostrata (minke whale)
Lineage: Eukaryota; Metazoa; Chordata; Mammalia; Artiodactyla; Balaenopteridae
Product: 28S ribosomal protein S14, mitochondrial-like
Exons: 3
Coding region: 1-501 (166 amino acids)
Biological process (GO): translation
Cellular component (GO): ribosome; mitochondrial small ribosomal subunit
Molecular function (GO): structural constituent of ribosome
Source: RefSeq, a predicted model, not a curated record
AUGACGGAUGAUGACUAUGAUGAUGACGAUAGUGAUGGGGUGGAGACAAACCUUGACUGGCAGAACAAAACAAGAAAGAAUCCUGGUUCUAUGCCCGAGACAACCAGGAGGAUGGAAGCGGCCUCCAUGCUCUGCUCUCUGCUGCGGACCAUCCGGCAGGUUGUUCCUUCAUCAGCUUCAGGCCAAGUUCGAAGUUACUAUGUAGAUUGGAAAAUGUUGCGUGAUGUGAAGAGAAGAAAAAUGGCCUAUGAGUAUGUAGAUGAGAGGCUACACAUCCAUUCUCUCAGGAAGAAUACCAUUCUGCCAAAAGACCUUCAGGAAGUGGCUGAUGAAGAAAUUGCUGCCCUUCCCCGGGACAGCUGUUGCGUUAGAAUCACAAAUCGGUGUCUUACGACGUCCCGUCCACGAGGUGUAAGGCGGCGCUGGAGGCUUAGUCAUAUCUUCUUCAGUCACUUAGCCGACCAUGGGCAACUGUCUGGGGUGCAGCGAGCAAUGUGGUAA